UCUCUUUACUUUCCCCUCUUUUUCUCCCUCUUCUCCCUAUAUUUAGCGUUCAGUGGCUUCCAAAGGAUAAAAAAGAGCGCUUUCCAUCAGAAAACCAGCCGCAGCUCUUCAUGAGAAGCGGUACUGGUCUACUACCUUUCCCGAUUUCCUACUACUGGUUUUCCACCGCAGAAUCUUUUAGUUCUACCUCGGUUUUGGUUGUCUUUGGUGAGAGAAAGCGAGAGACAGAGAGAUGGUGGCUCUGCGGAAAGUGGGCAAGUACGAGGUGGGGAGGACGAUCGGUGAAGGGACGUUUGCUAAAGUGAAGUUCGCGCAGAAUACCGAGACAGGGGAGAGCGUCGCCAUGAAGGUCCUCGAUCGCGCCACUAUAAUCAAGCAUAAGAUGGCCGAUCAGAUUAAAAGGGAAAUUUCAAUAAUGAAGCUUGUUAGGCAUCCCCAUGUUGUACGACUUCAUGAGGUCUUGGCGAGCCGCAGGAAGAUCUAUAUAAUCCUGGAGUUCAUUACAGGAGGCGAAUUGUUUGAUAAGAUUGUUCGACAUGGUAAACUUAGUGAAAAUGAUUCUCGCAAAUACUUCCAACAACUCAUUGAUGGUGUCGAUUAUUGCCAUAGUAAGGGUGUCUAUCAUCGAGAUUUGAAGCCUGAGAACCUCCUACUUGAUUCACAAGGAUGUCUUAAAAUUUCAGAUUUUGGCCUCAGCGCUUUGAGAGUAGAAGGAGUUAAACUUCUUCAAACAACUUGUGGAACUCCAAAUUAUGUGGCUCCAGAGGUACUCAGUCAUAAAGGUUAUGAUGGUGCCAUUGCUGAUACUUGGUCAUGUGGGGUCAUUUUAUAUGUUCUAUUGGCAGGGUAUCUCCCUUUUGAUGAGGUUGAUUUGGGUACUCUUUAUUGCAAGAUCGAGAAGGCCGAAUUUUCAUGUCCAUCAUGGUUUUCUAUUGGAGCAAAAUCCCUGGUACACAGGAUACUUGAUCCUAAUCCUGAUAGACGUAUUCGAAUUGAUGACAUUAAAAAUGACGACUGGUUUAUGAGGAACUAUGUGCCCUCUAGAUAUGUUGAAAAUGAGGAUGUUAACCUUGAUGAUGUAUAUGCUGUUUUUGAUGACCCCGAGGAACAUCAAGCUUGUGAGUCUUUUGGAAAUGAUGAAGCGGCCCCUCUGGUUCUCAAUGCAUUUGAUCUAUUCAGCUUAUCUCAAGGGUUGAAUUUGGCAGCACUCUUUGAACGAAGACAGGAUAAUGUUAAACAUCAAACUAGAUUUCUUUCACGAAAACCUGCUAAAGUGCUUUUGUCAAGCAUUGAAGUUGUAGCACAGUCAAUGGGCUUGAAGACUCACAUUCGCAAUUAUAAGAUGAGGGUUGAAGGUCUAUCUGCGGACAGAACUUCCCAUUUUUCAGUCAUGCUAGAAAUUUUUGAGGUAGCUCCAUCAAUUUUUAUGGUGGAUAUUCAACGAGCAGCUGGAGACACAGAAGAAUAUUUCAAGUUUAACAAAAUCUUCUGCGGCAAGCUUGAUGACAUAAUAUUUAGACCACCAGCAGAGAAAAGCAAAUCACGUCUGUUAAGGAUGUCCAAACGUCAAUCUCCAGCAUAAAUUAUGUGCAUAUAUGGCCGCAGAAGUUCAUCUCCCCAGUUUUUAUUCUGAAGCUGGUAAUUCAUUUAUGGUGAUUAUUUGUUAUAUCCAAAUCCCUUUGAACUGUUUUCUCUGUUAAUCUCUUUAGGUGAUAAUAUAAGGUAAAAUAUGGUGUGUUCCUCAACAGAGGCAGUUUGGUCCAAGGUAGUAAAAUGUUGAUCUUCACCUUGUAGUUCUUACCAACAGCUUUUACUCCAUGAACCAGCUUUUAUGCAUGUUAACAAAUUCUUUGAACUUAGCUACCUUUUAAGAGCAAUUUUGCAGCAUUGUUGUAUAAGUUACAUGUAUUUUCUCAUUAAGAUUUUUGAAAAGAACUUUGACUAUAGUUUAUUUUAU
Dendrobium catenatum is the source of this 1957-nucleotide messenger RNA. RefSeq names its product CBL-interacting protein kinase 8. Gene Ontology annotation, molecular function: protein kinase activity; ATP binding. The transcript has 14 exons. Gene Ontology annotation, biological process: protein phosphorylation; signal transduction. The record is from RefSeq and is a predicted model, not a curated record. Bases 233 to 1582 code for a protein of 449 amino acids. NCBI's taxonomy places the organism in Eukaryota, Viridiplantae, Streptophyta, Magnoliopsida, Asparagales, Orchidaceae.